UAUAAAUAACGAAAAUAAACUAUUAAAUGAACAUCUUUAAUAUUAUCAAAUAUAAUUGUCGUGAAUGUACUUAAACUAGUUUUGAUAAGCUGUAAAUUAUUUUUUGAUUGUAUAAGAAAAAGGCCCCGUUUGUUUUGGUUGAUAGUGUUUUAGGUUAUGCAUUACAAUGAAAAAUUACAUGAAAAAUAUUAUAUUGCUACUGUUCACAAUUUUAGUUGUACAAGUUACCACAAUAGCUUGCAAUGAUGGUGAGGAGAUUCUAAAUCCAACAGAGAUGAUUAAGGUCAGCAAAGAGUCAUCAUCAAUGGAAAAAAGUAAUGUUACAAUCACGGACCCAAACACAAUAAACUUUACCAAAGUAAAUUGCUUGACUGAUAAAACCUAUGGACCUGUUGAGAUUGUUAACCAUACACGUUUGAUGGAACUUUUAAUUUUGGAGAAAGGAGCACCAAAUAGAACGAGAAGUAGUAAAGAGGAUAAAGCAUUACCAGGAGUAUGUAUUUUUAUUAUGUUCUAUGCAAGGUGGUGUGUGUUUAGUAGUCAAGCAGCUCCACACUUCAAUGCCAUCCCAAGGUUUUAUCCACACAUAAAAGUUGCGGCCAUUGAUGCAAUGAAAUAUCAAAAUUUUAAUACUCAGUAUGGCAUUGUUGGAGUUCCCACUUUAAUGCUGGUGCACAAUACAAAGCCUGUCGCCAAGUUUAAUGAAACAGUUUAUACACUGGAAACUUUUUCUAAAUUUAUAUCUCACCUGACGAAUCUGCAGCCAAACGAAUCUUUGUUCGUCACAUCGGCAGAUUUCAGUGGGCCAGUUUCCAGUGUUCCCUCAAAUGAGACAGACUACUGCUUAGUCUUAUCGUGGAUAUUCAUAUCAGCCUGUUUACUUUACUUUACAACAAAGAGUCAGUGGUGGAGGCAAUUUAUAGAACUUGUACAGAAUACAUGGAGAGAAAGCAAUGCUCAACACGAGCAUGCCGAUUGAAAACUUGUUUGCGCUAAAUACAAACUUAUCAGUUAUUUAUGAAAUUGUAUUUAUUCGUCGCUUACUGCGAUAUUAAUAGUUAAGAAAUCUGUAUCUAUAUUUUUCAUUGUGUAAAUAUCAAGGAAAAUUUGCUAUUUAACAAAAUAAGAUUUGAUUUUUUUUUAAU
Copidosoma floridanum is the source of this 1145-nucleotide messenger RNA. It is a transcript of the gene bug, whose product is annotated as thioredoxin domain-containing protein bug. NCBI's taxonomy places the organism in Eukaryota, Metazoa, Arthropoda, Insecta, Hymenoptera, Encyrtidae. Gene Ontology annotation, biological process: cilium assembly. Gene Ontology annotation, cellular component: cilium. The record is from RefSeq and is a predicted model, not a curated record.